Messenger RNA from Striga hermonthica, 1233 nucleotides. NCBI's taxonomy places the organism in Eukaryota, Viridiplantae, Streptophyta, Magnoliopsida, Lamiales, Orobanchaceae. The record is from the annotation of a GenBank genome assembly.
AUGCUAGCCGUCGAUUGGAAGCUAUGGAAAUCCUACAUCAAGAAAGCUUCCUCAAGAUCCAUAACUAUUCGUAUGCUCGGCAAAGUCGCAGCCUUGAGAGAGCUGUUCAGGGCAAAAUCGGGAAUUACCAACAGUCACGAGUAUUUAUCGGGGGACAUUGGUGUCCCAGAGAAUAAGAAGGAGACGAUCAAGACUCAGGUCAGUUUCAAGAGGUUACAAAACGAGCCUAGUGAGGAUUUGACCGUUUUCAGGCAGCACUCGACUGGCUCGAGCCUCAUGGCACUCAGUGAUGCGGCCGAUGAAUUCUUUGACGUGCCCGAGCCGUUGGAUGACGAGGGCUUGGACAGCGAGUGGAAUGGAAGCUCUAGUGCCGAGUAUGGUUACGCGGAAGCCUACCAGCCGAAAUUGUCUUCCGCCGCCAUAUUCGUCAAGAAAUUGCACGAUUUUGCAGGAGUCCAAAAGAAAGGUUACAUGGAUUUCCAAGAGAUAUCUCGGGAAGGAAGCUUGUCACCGAAUUAUGGCUCCACGCUUCCAAAAGACUCGACUUCUAACAUACCGUGCACCUGGUCCGCGUCUGAUCCUUCCUUGUUCCUUAUCCGUGGUGAUAAUUAUCUAGUCGACAAUCUAAAGGUUAAGGCAAAAGGCACUUUACUGCAAAUGGUUGGUGCUGAUUGGCUGAGAUCCGACAAGCGAGAAGAUGAUCUUGCUGGUCGAUAUGGUAGCAUCGUUCAGAAAUAUGCCGCUCGUGGGGCACCCGAGUUCUUCUUCGUCAUCAACAUACAGGUCCCGGGCUCGGCCACGUACAAUUUGGCACUAUAUUAUAUGCUAAAAACUCCCUUGGAAGAAACACCUCUGCUCGAGCGCUUUGUGAAUGGAGAUGAUGCUUUUAGGAAUUCGAGGUUCAAACUCAUUCCGUACAUCUCUAAGGGAUCUUGGAUUGUGAAGCAGAGUGUUGGAAAGAAAUCUUGCUUGGUAGGCCAAGCUCUCGAAGUUAAUUACUUUCGCGGAAAAAACUAUUUGGAGCUCGGCAUUGAUGUUGGCUCGUCAACUGUAGCGAGGGGUGUGGUUAGUCUCGUGCUCGGUUAUCUCAAUAAUCUCGUAAUAGAAAUGGCCUUCUUGAUCCAGGGAAAUACAGCUGAAGAGCUGCCUGAGUUCCUGCUCGGGACUUGUCGACUUAACUAUCUCGAUGCAUCGAAGUGCUAUGCUGUUUUAGGUCACAACUCAAACUCAUAA